UAAAAGUCGGAAGGAUGUUUGUAGCUGUUUCUGUGCUUGUAUUGUUUUUGUUCGAGUGUGUCGCGGAUGACUACUAUUACACCCCAUACAAUGUAACUCGACCAACACUAUCCGGUAUUGCCGCCUAUCGAUCUUCGUUAACACUGGAUUGGAUAGCCGCGGAGGAUUCCCGUCAAAGAGAACUGGCAGCUGCCUUUGAGACGGACUUAGCUCCUGCCAAAGUCCUUAGCACUGAUUGUAUCGCUUAUCCUAGACCAGCACCAGGAAAAAUUGGAAGACUAAUGCUGGAAUUGCUUAAGAAUUUAGAAGGCGAUGAUGGAAUAUUGAUUCCUGAACUGAUUCAAGCUUUGAUUCGAACGAAAUUGUUAGUUGAUACUUCGAUUUUGGAGUCAGAACCGGAUUUUGAUUCCUUGGUUAAGACGCCUGGUGUUAUGAUGGGAGAACCACAUACAACAUUUCCAAGAGUCCUAUCCAUAGUUUGGAUGCUUGUGAAUGACGCAGCCACAACAAGAAAAAUUGGCUGGUGUCCAAUAAAAAAGGUAUUAAGAAGAAAAGGUUGA
Messenger RNA from Nymphalis io (European peacock), 560 nucleotides. RefSeq lists its product as uncharacterized. The transcript is spliced from 3 exons. Bases 15 to 560 code for a protein of 181 amino acids. The record is from RefSeq and is a predicted model, not a curated record. NCBI's taxonomy places the organism in Eukaryota, Metazoa, Arthropoda, Insecta, Lepidoptera, Nymphalidae.